ACACCUUACCCAAAUUUCAGACCGUUGCGAAACCAAAUUCCCUUUUUCUUUUCAAACCUCACAAAAACACAAAGCACACUCAUUAUCUCUUCUUCUUCUUCUUCACCUCAUUCAAUCAAAACCACAAACCUUCCUCACCCUUCAACAAUGGCCCACAAAUUCCCCCAUCUCCCCUUCCACUCCAUCGACUCCAGAUCCCUCCUCCUCCACCAGAACUCCGCCGCCGACCACCCCAUCUCUCUCCACCUCACACCUGAGCCUUUUUCCAUGGAAAGAGGCCCAAGGUACAGAGCCUACGCAGAGCUCAGAGAAUCCAAGCUCCGCUUGAGAAACGCCAUGUAUCGCCACGAUGAACACCCGGAGAAGUCCACCCCGCCGCCCAAGAAGCAAGUUAAAUUUCUGGGUUCGGAGACUGUAAGGAAAAGGUCCGCUACGGUGGCGCAAUCGGUGCCGGAUUUCUCUGCAGUGCUAAGAAAGGAGAAUAGAAAGCCGCCGCCGGGGAUGUUGUCGCCAGUGAUGGAGAUGACGCCCCCGGGGAAGACGUGGGGGAAGAAUAUUGGGGGAUUGUCGACGACUUCGAGGGGGAGUAAGUCCGCGAGUGCAGGGGAGAAAAGGGGCGGCGGAUUGACGGCGGUGAGGAAAAGCUACGCCGGAUUUGAGGAGCUGAAGGGGUUUUCUACGGCGGCGGCGAACGCCAUUAAUGGUGAAAAUAGGAAAGGAGGGAGGAGAGGGAAGACUGUAUUGGGGGUUAGACAAAUCUGAAUGAAAAUAAGAAACAAAUUAUUGUAUUUUCUCGAUGGAAGAAGAUUGCUCUGUUUAUGUGUUACAAUGUUUUUUAAUUUUUGUUGGUUUUGGUGUUGUUUUUCUAGGAUACUUUUGAUUCUUUUAUUAUAUAAUGGAUAAUUUGAGUUUGUGGAAUAAUGAAGUGAGAAGUAAAAGAAAAAUGUUGUUAUUUGUUCA
Messenger RNA from Cucumis sativus (cucumber), 960 nucleotides. RefSeq lists its product as uncharacterized. Bases 148 to 762 code for a protein of 204 amino acids. NCBI's taxonomy places the organism in Eukaryota, Viridiplantae, Streptophyta, Magnoliopsida, Cucurbitales, Cucurbitaceae. The transcript has a single exon. The record is from RefSeq and is a predicted model, not a curated record.